Cucurbita pepo subsp. pepo (vegetable marrow) is the source of this 2356-nucleotide messenger RNA. Its product is annotated as protein NRT1/ PTR FAMILY 6.2. Gene Ontology annotation, biological process: transmembrane transport; oligopeptide transport. Lineage: Eukaryota; Viridiplantae; Streptophyta; Magnoliopsida; Cucurbitales; Cucurbitaceae. Gene Ontology annotation, molecular function: transmembrane transporter activity. Gene Ontology annotation, cellular component: membrane. The record is from RefSeq and is a predicted model, not a curated record.
GGUAGCAAAAGCACUCACAGGAAGUCUUGAGUGUCAUUGAUUUCACAAUCUUCAAAUUAAACCCGAUCUUACCUGAUAGAACAGAGAAUGAUAAAGCUAUUGGUUUUGAAUUUUAAGAUUCCCAUGGUCCUGUCGUGUAGCCUUUACAAUCAAUCUCUUCUUUACACAUUCCCCCUGAUAUUUUUGGCAAAUAUCAUUCUUGAAAGAAACAAAUUUUAAAUGAGCAUCAUGACCAAAUAUGACCUGUAUCAGCCUUGUAAUAGAUACUUUUAGUAGUUAUCUAACUUGCCAAAGAAUGUCUAUAUAAUGGAAAGAUCCCAACAAUGCAAAUAAACAAACCGAGUUGGAGAAUAGCUGAAGCAGCAGCAUAAGGCUCACUUCGUAGCUUACAUUCUCUACCAAAGAAUGGAUGAAAAACAAAGUUUGACAGUUUCUGAUGCUGUGGACUACAAAGGGUUUCCGGCAAACCGAUCUAAAACUGGUGGUUGGGUCCCUGCUGCUCUUAUCGUAGGGAUUGAGUUAUGUGAAAGACUUUCAACAAUGGGAAUAGCUGUCAAUCUGGUGACUUACUUGGUGGGAACAUUGCAUCUGCCUAGUGCAACUUCAGCCAACAUUGUCACAGAUUUCAUGGGAACAUGUUUCCUCCUUUGCUUGCUUGGAGGUUUUCUAGCAGAUUCGUUCCUUGGAAGAUACAAGACAAUAGCAAUCUUUGCCUCAAUACAGACACUGGGAACUGGAACUCUAGCAGUAAUAACAAAGCUACCACAAUUACAUCCACCUCCUUGUGAUCCUAGUGCCAGCCACAACUGCAAGCAAGCUAAUGGAUUUCAAAUGGGAAUGAUUUAUUUGCCUCUGUACAUAAUAGCUCUGGGAACUGGAGGUCUCAAAUCCAGUGUUUCAGGAUUUGGGACCGAUCAAUUUGACGAGAAAAAUGACAAAGAGAAGGCUCAAAUGGCAUAUUUCUUCAACAGAUUUUUCUUGUUUGUCAGCAGUGGGACUUUGCUAGCAGUGACAGUGCUUGUUUACUUGCAAGAUGAAGUGGGACGCAGUUGGGCUUAUGGAAUUUGUUCUGUUUCAAUGUUCACAGCAGUUUUGAUAUUCCUGUGUGGUACUAAGAGGUAUAGAUACAAGAAAAGCAUGGGAAGUCCAAUAGUUCAUAUCUUCCAGGUCAUUGUUGCAGCAAUAAACAAGAGGAAGAUGGAACUUCCACACAAUGAUGCUAUGCUAUAUGAGGAUCCUGCUGCAACAUCAACUGUUGAUCACACAAAUCAAUUCCAACUUCUGGACAAGGCUGCAAUUGUGGCAGAGGGAGAUUUUGAGAAAUCUGUAAGCUCAGCUCACAAUCCAUGGAAGCUCUGCUCCGUAACAAGGGUAGAGGAGGUGAAGAUGAUGACGAGGCUCCUACCAAUAUGGGCCACAACCAUAAUCUUCUGGACUACAUAUGCCCAGAUGAUCACUUUCUCAGUGGUGCAGGCAUCGACCAUGGAAAGAUCUUUAGGGGCUUUCCAAAUCCCUGCCGGUUCUCUAACUGUUUUCUUUGUGGCAGCCAUAUUGAUCACGCUGACCUUUUAUGACCGUCUUGUCAUGCCUCUUUGGAAGAAGUGGAAAGGGCAACCAGGUUUUACAAACCUACAGAAGAUUGCCAUAGGACUUAUCCUGUCAACUUUAGGAAUGGCAGCUGCCGCUUUAGUCGAGAUGAAACGACUCUCAGUGGCUAAAGCUGUGGGUAGAUCCACAGGAACCUUGCCUUUAAGUGUGUUCUUGCUGAUUCCUCAAUUCUUCUUGGUGGGCUCUGCAGAAGCUUUCAUCUAUACUGGCCAGCUUGAUUUCUUCAUAACACAAUCCCCAAAGGGAAUGAAAUCUCUGAGCACUGGCCUCUUCCUCACAACUUUAUCACUUGGGUUUUUUCUUAGUAGUUUUCUGGUCGCAGUUGUGAAGAGGGUGACAGGGAGCAAGGAUGGACAGGGAUGGCUUGCAGACAACAUAAAUUAUGCUAGGUUAGAUUGUUUCUAUGGGCUUCUAGCUACACUGAGUGCCAUAAAUUUUGUAGCAUUUUUAGUCUGUGCAAUAUGGUAUAAGCCACAGAAACCCAAACAAGUUCUAGCGAUGGAAACUACUACAAAUGAGGGAUCUGCUGCUGAGAAAUGCUAGUCAACUAAGCUAGAUUUUGGGUUUGUUCAGCUUUUUCUUGUAUUGCACAUUACUCCAGAGCGUGGAUUGAUAAUGAUUGGCAAAGGAAAGAGUGGGCAUAAAUAAGAGCUCUUCAUUGACCAGGGAUCAUUUUAUAAGGAUAAGAAGAUCCCAAUUUCAAUGGAUAUUCUCAUGUUGAAUUUGCUAAAGCUGAACUCUUUCUUGA